AUGGGGUCCGCUGUGGCGCUGUCCCAGCUGCUGCGAAAAAGUAAAGGGUGGGCGGGGCACUAUGAUUGCACGGCAUUUCCAGAUUCAGUAAUAACCAUAUCAUACGCCGUGCAGUGCUUGUCUGUAGCAGGGACGGACAAUCAGUACACGGUGGUGGUGGUGAUCGCGCGCGAGGGUGGGAGUGGGAGUGGGAGUGGGAAUGAGCUUCUACUUGGCCGAUCUGUAGCUGCGCGCGGCCACGGCGGCUCUGGCGCACCGCACAAGUCGGCUCUUCCUCCUCCUCCUCCUGCACUCGCGGGCGGCAAGGUGGACAGUGUCCUUUCCGAAGCGGCGGCGUCACCCAGCGCUGCUGCUGCUGGUGGCGGUGGUGGUUCGAUCAGUGCGCUGGAGAAGGUGUCUGCUUCGGGUGGUGCUGCCGGUGUAAGGACGGACGACGGAGGCCGUCAUUGUCAAGGGGAGAGGCUGGUGAAAUCAUCCGAGGCUUCGAGCAGGAACGGUGUGGCUGCCGCCGCCGCCGGUGCUCUCAUGGACGCCGCCGAGGGUGUUGCAGGGCCGGGGAUAGACGGCGCCGCCGAUCUCCCCCCACCGUGCGUGUACGCCGGUCCUUACCUAAGGAUCGUGACAUUUGGUACCAGAGCCAUCGAUCGAGGAAGUAUGGCCCGACCCGGAUCUACACUGUCCGUCGCCACCAUCGCCGAGCUCGAGGCGAAGAUGGAUCGCAUGCUGCGGAUGAUGGAGGAAGUGAACGCGGGGAUGUGUAGCACCCUCAAGACCCUCGCAUCUGCGACACGGUCGUCCACGCCCUCGUCUUCGCCCACUUCACCGGCACCCUCGACUCCGGCCGCUGCGCCGGCAGUUGCGACACCACCAUCCACCCCAGCAUUGACUGCAGCGCCUACACCCAUCGCCGCCACAACACCCAGUGCCAUCGAUGAGUGCGUGGUCACGCCCACCACUUGCAACAAGCAUGUUGUGGCAUCGCACAUCAUGAUAGGUGCUCCACAGUUCUCUCCGACCACCACCACGCCGCCCGAUGUCAUCGACAACUGCUCGGUCCUGUUCUCCGCCUGCAGCGAGCACGCCGCGGCAUCAUCUACCUCACCGGCGUACAUGGCUCCUACCACUUCACCGACCGAGCCCACCGCUGCACCGACCUCCAGGCCGACACCAACUGCUCUGACUAUAGCUUCGACUCCCAUCCCCAAACUAAACUUGCCAGGUGCAGAGGACAACCCUACCGUCGCCCUGUCGACCAGGUGUUCGACGGAUUGCUUCUGCCGCGACACCAACAUGCUUAUGCCUGGGAGCAGCGACACCACCAUCGUUUGCACUACUCGCUCGAAGGGUAUUUCUAUGUUCGGGAUUUGCUCCAAUGUUCCUGAGGUCCUUGAGGUGAUUGAGAAAGUGACUGGGCAAACUUCAGAGGUAUUAUGGCUACCUUCCUUCACGACCUACUGCCCUUCGCUACUAGUGUGUUCUACUGGUUCCUGUGUGUUUGACCGUGGCAAGAGCAGCAAGGGCGAAUUCAUAUUUACUGUCAUCCUCCCUUGUACACUACUGCAAGCAGUUAUCUCAAAUUUCGUGUUGGGAAUCCACUCACUAACCUUGCAGAUUGAGUUGAAACCAUGGCCUAAUUGGCACGGACAUCAGGGCAGUCUCAUAGUGGCACUUGUCUGUCCACAUUCAAGCAUAGUGAUAUGGGUUCAGUUUAGCUGCGCAGUGCAUAAGCUCCUAGUCUGGCCUCUCCAUUGCGAGUCAUGGUGGGAAUGCUGUGCAGAUUGUCUUCAGUUACUUGUAAGCGCAGGGCAAGUUGAUUCUAUCAAAAUGGAGGCCAUUGGGUUGAUUCAAUUGCAUAUUGCUAUUCCAGUCACAGAGUUGUACUGUCUGUUAUUCACCUGCUACCAUCAGCCAGUGCAUUGGAAGCCCCCAUGGUUAUCUCUGGUAUACAUCAUCAGUAACAUACCCUAUAUUGCCUACAGCCUCAGGAUCAGGACACCUCCUCUGAAAAACAUAAACUCUUUGCUCACAGACACCUGCGUGUUGUGCUCACAGUCAUGGCAACCCUUUAGCAAUGGUCAGCUAGAUGUGCUAUUGCGGCAGCCAUGGCCACCACCUCUGCUGUUUGACCUGAUGGGUUCUGAUGGUCCUCAAGCCAACACCAUGGCCAUCUUUCUCAGUACAAACAUCAUCAGUGUGGCAAGAAUUCCGAGAUGGCAGCAAAAGUGUGAUGGUACUAUAAAAUGGAAUGAUUUCCUUCUCUUGGAUGGGGAUCUAAUUAUUACUUGGAGCACAACUGAAGAGAGGAGGGCUGCCAACUGUAUGAGGCAUGGGAGUUGCUACUGUUGUGUGGUUUGGGGUGGCCCUGUUAUUUUGGUUUUUGUACCAGCAUCGGGACAUUUACUUGGGGUGAAAACACUGCUGCGCAAUAUUUGGCUAGUCCAGAAGUGGCACCAUUCACACAAUCCUGCAGAUGCAUCUUUUCCCAUAUACCUGAUUGGUCUCAAUGCUGUUUUGGCCUUCAAUGGCUGUGGCAAUAACCACCUGUGUGCUUCUGAGCUUUAUUCCAUACUGAUGCAGCCAUACCACAGCUGGUUAUCUUUGAGUGAAACAAAAUGUGUGGGAGGAAACUCUGUGAUGCUACAAUUCCCAGCGGCUACCUGCAUGAUACUAUCACCUGUGAAUUAUAACAACAGCAACAAUGGAAGUGUCUUUCACCAGUGGUUGAUAUUUGCGCCAGUUCUUGAGCUUCUUCAUCUCCCAUGCUGCAAGCCAUGUUCCAGUGCAGGGAAGCUACUUCUUGUUUGGACUGAACCAUAUGUUAUCCAGAUAAGUUCCAACAUGCAAAUACUCUACCUGUGCAUUCCUACUCAACACUAUGGACUACUCUAUUCUGGAAGGCCAGUGCUACUUCCACUUGCCUCAGCAAUUUUGCUUGCCUGGUGUGAUAACGAGGAGUUGGAACAUCACAUGAUUAUUUUGCCCGGUCCUCAAGCGACAAUUUCUGUGGGGCUGCUACUACAUUUGAUAGUCUUUGGUUUGACUGAUUUUCAUGGCAAUGAAGCAGACCAAUCUUAUUUUCUCGGAGCAUGGGAAGCUAUAUAUAGUGAGUGCUUUGCUUCUACAGUUGUUCUGCCAAUGGUUCCUGUCAUUCAGUUUCAAGCAUAUCCAAGUCUGAACUCGAAAACAAUGGAAGUCAUGUACAAGACACUGACUAAUUCUAGCAUGCUGGCACUUCAAUUCUAUAAUCUGACGGUGGAAGAUCCUUGA
Messenger RNA from Miscanthus lutarioriparius, 3267 nucleotides. The record is from the annotation of a GenBank genome assembly. NCBI's taxonomy places the organism in Eukaryota, Viridiplantae, Streptophyta, Magnoliopsida, Poales, Poaceae.